AUGAAGAAAAAGACUCGUCCUUCGGGAGGAGCUGUCGGUCGGAGAACAAUUUUACAACUUUCUCCUUCUGGUGUCCGUGGCGGGAAUGCCGGGGAGAGGGAGGAAGGACUCUCGGGAUCCGAAGCAGAAGAGCAAGAAGGUGAAGGACAGCGAUUUACGAGACCGAGAACUAACAAUAUGAAGGCUCCUGCUGUUAAAGCAACCGAGGGGUUAUCCUUACUGGGAGCUUAUGAAGAUAGUGAUGAAGAGGAUGCAACUGAGGCCCGACCAACUACUACUACUCAGCAAAAGCAUUCGGCUGAUAUUGACAGUACAUUGGCUAACUUCAUGGCUGAAAUUGACGCUAUCACCACUCAGCCGAGUUCAGACGACGCAGCAGGUCAGCCUGCUAACUCGCCCAAACCAGAUGCGAACCAGUCUGGCGCAAGUGUGGGACAAAGCGCACAGUUGGAGUUCAAUACGCAGUAUUCAUUAGCUGGAGUUGCAGUGGAAAUGGGGGACUGGCAAGAAGUGUGGGACGAUAACUCCGGCUGCCAUUAUUACUGGAACACUCAGACCAACGAAGUCUCCUGGGAGCUGCCCAAUUAUCUCGCCGAUCAAGUGCAAAGACUGGCACAACAAGUCAGCAGCGUUAACGGAAACGGGACGUCUAGCGAAAGCGCCCCUGCUGCCGCGCCGACAUCAACUCAAGAAACUAAAGCCAAGGAGUUGAUGGAGAGCGUAGUGGGCCUGACCAGCAAAGAAGAAGAACGCUGCGGUGUGGCCGCAUCCCUUUUAGGUCCAAUCAUCCCAGCCGAAGUCAAAGACGCAGAAGAAAAAUGGCGGAAGAGACUCCUGAAAGGUUUGGACGAAAACGAGACCGGUUUGGACUCUGACGGCGAAGCGGGCCGAGCCGCGGAAUCCCCCGCCGCGCCUCCGCCGGACUCGGACGCUGCGAUCCAAGUGGCGGAGAAAGAUUCCGAUGACAAGAAACCAUCAGAGGAAAACUCUGACGCUGAAGGUGGGCCUGAAGAAGACACGGUAGAGCUGGAACUGGUUCUGGAGAGGAAGAAGGCGGAACUCCAAGCCCUAGAGGAAGGCGAAGGAAGCGCAGGAGGCUCCAGUCCUUGUUCCGAAACCAGCCAAGAUGCCGUCAAGAAAAAACGCUGGAAAAGCGUCUUUCCCGGCGCGCCCAGUCCGGAUUCCAACAGUCGGGGCUCAGAACCUCAGGAGAACACGCAGACAGCUAAUAUGAAAAUUCCAGAAAGUGUCGAAGCAGAAGAUGACGGUGAGAACGAUAAAUCGGAGCAAAAAGCAGAUGCUCCAACCAAAGAAGAAUUGGAGACAGCUGAGCUCAGGUUUCAGAUCGGCGAGCUAGCAAACACCUUAACAAGCAAGAUGGAGUUCCUGGGCAUUCACAAGAAGGCCGUCUCCAACUUUCAGUUGCUUCUGCUGCAAACUGAGACACGGAUCGCAGACUGGCGGGAGGGCGCGCUGAACGGGGUCUAUCUUCGCCGCCGGCUCCAGGAAGCCGCCGAACACAUAAAACAUUAUGAACUUAACGCCGCCCCUAAAGGCUGGUCCUGCCACUGGGACAGAGAGCACAGGCGGUAUUUUUAUGUCAACGAGCUGACCAAUGCGUCGCAGUGGGAGUUCCCGACCGAAGAGGCCAAGGGGAACCCAACGACUCCGGGAGACGGACAAACUACGUCGGCGUCCAACGGCGGGGCUUCGGGAGCGUCUGUUCGCGCCCCCACCGCCCCGCCCGCGCCCCCUCGCUCCGGCAAACCCUGGUCCCCGCCGCGGCCCCCGCUUCCCGACAGCCCGCCUCCGCCCCCCGAGCUCCCGCCCCUUCCGCCUCUCCCGCCCGAAUCCCCCCCUGCGCCUCCCCCGCCCCCGGACAGCGACGGCGAGAUCAUGGAGGUGGAGAUGGAGAUGGACGACGACAAUGAUUUGGAGCCGCCGGCCCCUGGGACCGAAGGCGACGGCAGCGGGUGGCCCCUUUCUAACAUUGUUAAGGUCUCGGAUUCCUGUCCGCUGGGCAAAGGUCAAAAACGCAAAGCGGGUCAACUGAAUAAAGCAGUUAUCGGAAGUAGUCCCAUCCUCUACACGCAGCACGUCGCCACUGCAGCACCUAUCGUCACGGCGCCUGUCUACUGGGGCGUCCCGGCAGCGCCCCUGGUACCCUGCGAACCACCUCUUCCACCUGUUCCGGCGGUGGCGCCACAACCGCCGCCCCCGCCUCAGCCACCCGUCGAACAGCCCAAAGCCACUCCUGUGGAAAAGACAAAGAAAAGCAAGAAGGAUAAGAAGGCGAAGACAAAAAUGCCCUCCUUGGUGAAGAAGUGGCAAAGCAUCCAGAAGGAGCUGGAGGAGGAGGAGAAAAGCAGCUCCAGCGACGAAGACCGAGAACAGCUCAGCAAAAAGAGCAUCGAAGAGUGGAAGCAGCAGCAGCUCCUCACAGGAAAGGCUUCCAAGAAUGCCAACUUCGAGGCACUUCCUGAAAAUUGGAGGGAUCGACUGAAGAAAAGGAAGUUGAACAGCACAUAA
Messenger RNA from Nerophis lumbriciformis (worm pipefish), 2529 nucleotides. NCBI's taxonomy places the organism in Eukaryota, Metazoa, Chordata, Actinopteri, Syngnathiformes, Syngnathidae. The record is from RefSeq and is a predicted model, not a curated record.